UUUCCCAUAAUACCUUCGUAAAGGGCAGGUUUCAAUUGCACGUCUGUUUUACAUGGCUGCCCUCACAACAAUUAGUGAAUUGUAUGCAGUAGAGAACGCGUUAGUUAACCAUUUUGAUUUUGUAGGUAUUUCUUUAAUAAUAGAGAACAUCUUGUUUUAGCGGGGAUGCCGAAAUAUUAUGAAGAUAAAGAGGACGACAAUAAAGCGUGCUCCGGCGUAAGAGAGGAUUUGAAGUCGUGUUUGCUUCAACAUGAUUGCGUUCUCAAGGAAGGGAAGAGUCCGAGAGAGUGCUUAAAGGGAGGAGUAUGUAAAGCGUUACAAGUUUCUUUUUUUGAAUGUAAAAGAUCAAUGCUGGAUAACAGAUCAAGAUUCAGAGGAAGAAAGGGUUAUUGAAAUGUACGUACAUCAGAGGAACAUGGAAAAUGUGAUAUUCAUGAACCCUAGUUCCACACAACUAUGACUGUAUAUAAUAAAGACCUGGAGUAACAACUUGAUUGUCUGAAUAGUUACCAUAACAUGUUUUAUAUGAAUAUUCACUGUUAAUACAUGUUGUUCCAAUUAUUAAUUUGUAUUGCAUGCCAUAUUCUUUAAAAUUGAAUUGCUGGUGACAAAUGCCAGUCUGUAACCUUUAGUCUAUAAACAGCUUGUAAAAGUGAAAAACCCAUAAAGAAAUGGAAAUGUCUUUAGAAAUUAAUCAGAAGCUGUGGAUUUUGCAAUUAAAGAAGAGCCAUUACGUGA
This is a messenger RNA of Polyodon spathula (Mississippi paddlefish), 738 nucleotides long. Its product is annotated as cytochrome c oxidase assembly factor 5. Gene Ontology annotation, biological process: mitochondrial respiratory chain complex IV assembly. The record is from RefSeq and is a predicted model, not a curated record. The coding region runs from base 166 to 393 and encodes 75 amino acids. Gene Ontology annotation, cellular component: mitochondrion. Lineage: Eukaryota; Metazoa; Chordata; Actinopteri; Acipenseriformes; Polyodontidae. The transcript has 3 exons.